CUCUCUAGAUAUCCAUCCCACACCUCUCCGCCCGCAAACGGCUCCUACGGUGAGAAAAAAAAAAGAGAGAACAGAACAGUUUCAAACACGUCGACAUAAAUAUCACUACUCUAGCUCCCUUUUCCCCCUUGCCCUCCCGACGGACUUCAGCACUUUUAUACAUUCAGCGCGCCAAUGCCAGAGACCACGCAGAAACGACGGAUUUUUUCCUCUUGAGCAUGAGAAGGAUUGCCAAAUCAUCCGCAAUCCAACAUCACCGAGUGAGCCACCAGCAUGAGCCCUGGAUACAUAUGCUCCAGCAGAAGUUGUUGGCUAGAGAACUAAGAAAUCUUGGAGCACAAAUACAGCAAAGAGGGGAGAGUCAGUUUUAGGUCUCCACAUAAUGGAGCGAGAAUGAACAGAGAGCGGCUUAAGAAAAAGCAUGAACUGGAGGUUUAUUGAGGUCAUCUGCUUCCUGUUUAUAUGGGACCAUAUAACAGUUCAGUCUACCCGCCAGGACCUGUUGGCUGCUGAACAACAUGUCACCAAGCAAUAUGACUGGCUCAUCUCUGACCGUGGACCUUUCCACCACUCUCGGAGCUAUCUGUCCUUUGUGGAAAGAUUCCGCCAAGGAUUUACAACCAGAUAUAAAAUUUAUAGGGAAUUUGCACGUUGGAAGGUGAGAAAUACUGCUAUCGAGAGAAGGGACCUCAUCCGGAACCCCGUGCCACUCAUGCCUGAGUUCCAGCGCAGCGUACGCUUGCUGGGCCGAAGACCCACCACUCAGCAGUUUAUUGAUACUAUCAUUAAGAAAUAUGGAACCCACAUUCUCAUCUCAGCCACCCUAGGAGGGGAAGAGGCUCUGACCAUGUAUCUGGCCAAGAACAAGCUGGACAGAAAGCUGGUUAAUGCUACGCAGAAUGUGGAAGCCCUCCAUCAGCUGGCAUCAUCCUACUUUAUUGACCGUGAUGGUACAAUGAGGAAGUUGCAUGAGAUCCAGAUCUCCACAAAUGCCAUCAAGGUGACAGAGACACGGACAGGGCCGCUGGGAUGCAGCAGCUAUGACAAUUUGGACUCAGUUAGCUCGAUCCUCCUGCAGAGCCCUGAGAGCAAGCUUCAUCUGCAAGGCCUUCAGGUCAUAUUCCCAGAAUACCUGCAGGAGAAAUUUGUCCAGUCAGCUCUGAGCUACAUCAUGUGCAACGGAGAGGGUGAAUAUGUGUGCCACAACAACCAGUGCAUCUGUCAGUGUGCUGAUGACUAUCCCCAGUGCAACUGUCCCAUCACUGACAUCCAGAUCAUGGAAAACACCCUGCUGGUGAUGUCUGAGUCCUGGGCAGCCUCUUAUAAAGAUUUUGAAAACUCUGAUGAGUUCAAGUCAUUCCUGAAGAGACUCCCGUCCACUCAUUUUUUGCCCAUCAGCAGUGUGCAUCUUUUGUGGGGCAGCGACUGGGACCUGCAGGCCCGUUACAGACUCCUUCAGAGUUCCCUGGAGAUCCAGCGGCUCAAAAUCCAGCGCACCGCCCGCAAGCUAUUCAGCCUCAGCAUCCGCUGUCUUCACAAUCCCAGCCACCAAAUGCCAAGAGAGAGAUCUGUGAUGCAGUGGCUCAACAGGGUUCAGUCCUUUCUGUAUUGCAAUGAGAAUGGGUUCUGGGGGACCUUCCUGGAGAGCCAAAAGGCAUGUGUGUGCCACACAGGUGCAACUCUGUGUCAGCGACCCAUCCCGUGUGUCAUAGGCGGCAACAACAGCUGUGCCAUGUGUAGCCUGGCCAACAUCUCACAAUGUGGCUCCUGCAACAAAGGCUACAAGUUGUACCGUGGCCGCUGUGAGCCGCAGAAUGUGGACUCAGAACGCAGCGAGCAGUUCAUCAGUUUUGAAACUGAUCUGGACUUUCAGGACCUGGAGCUGAAAUACUUGCUGCAGAAAAUGGAUUCACGGUUGUACAUACACACCACUUUCAUCAGCAACGAGAUCCGACUGGAGACGUUCUUUGACCCACGAUGGCGCAAGCGUAUGUCCCUGACUCUGAAAAGUAACAAAAAUCGGAUGGACUACCUCCACAUGAUCAUCGGUUUGUCAAUGAAAAUCUGUCAGAUGCGAAACAGCAGCAUUGAUCCCAUGUUCUUUGUUUAUGUUAACCCAUUCAGUGGCAGCCACUCAGAAGGCUGGAGCAUGCCCUUUGGUGAACACGGUUACCCACGAUGGGAAAAAGUUCGACUGCAGAACUCACAGUGCUUCAACUGGACUCUCCUGCUGGGUAACAGGUGGAAGACCUUCUUUGAGACUGUGCACAUUUACCUGCGCAGCCGUGCUAAGGUUCCGACUGGGCUCCGUAAUGACACGGGACAGGGUCCAGUGGAUCUCGCAGACCCCAACAAGCGGCAGAUCUACAUAAAGAUCUCCGAUAUCCAGGUGUUUGGUUACAGCCUGCGGUUUAACGCUGACCUGCUGCGAAGCGCCGUGCAGCAGGUUAACCAGUCAUAUACACAAGGAACUCAGUUCUACUCGUCCUCAUCUGUGAUGCUACUGCUGCUGGACAUUAGGGAUCGGAUUAAUCGCUUAGCCCCCCCUUCUGCACCCGGCAAACCACAGCUGGACCUUUUCUCUUGUAUGCUGAAGCAUAGGCUGAAGCUCAACAACAGCGAGAUGAUUCGAGUGAACCAUGCCUUGGACAUGUACAGCACAGAAAUACUCAAACAAUCAGACCACCUGACUGCAAAACUUUGUUGAGUAAAACAUUAAUGUUAAGGACGGUAAGCAACAGAGAAACACCCAACUAAUUAACUAUGAGGGGAUGUUAGUCUUAUUUUUUCUCUUUUCUUUUUUGACCUUUUCUGCCUUUUGAUGUAAUAUUAACUUUGUAAGUAUAAUUCUUAAAAAAGAGAAAGAGGCAGUGAUGAAAAGCUUUUCUGGCAGAUUAAAAAAAAAAAAAAAGAUCAAUGGAAACACUGUAUGGACUGUAUCAUACUUGUCCCAGCAUGUCUGUAAUUCCCUUAAAGAACCUUAAAAAGAGAAAGUGAAAAAAAACAAGUAUAUCUAUGUACUGGAUGAAAAGGAGGCCUUGAUUAUAACAUAAGGGAUCAAAGGUUGCAUCUGAUACUGCCAUUCUUUCUUGAGAAAAAAAGAUUACAUUUUUAAAGGUACAGAAAACACAAUGGCAGACCAGAUAUAAGUUUAUUUCACCUACUGGGCAAAGUAUUUCAAACAUAACAAACAGUUUAGUAUUAAAAUGUUUAUACAUUGUAAGAAAUUUAAAGCUCUAGUGAGUAAGUAGUCAUCACAUUUCUUACGUUUCAGAACCCACAGUGAAUCUGCAUUGCUUUUAGAAAGGUAUUUAACACUGUCAUUGUUCUGAUACACGAGGCACACAGCAGGGCAGUAAUGGAUAGUCAUGUUGAAAACAAAAGCCAGCUGUUUAUAUAUACAUAUGUGUGGGUGAAUGUAUGCGAGUGUGUCUGUAAACCUCUUUUUUUUUUUUUUUGGCUUAACGCUUAAUGCCGUUUGUUAAUUGAAUGUGUCACUUGAGACUGACCCAAGACUCUGCUGAAUCUUGCAUUUUGAACGCUUUUCUCCCCCACCGUGUAUGAAAUUCCAGCUGUGUGUUUUUUUUUGUUUGUUUUUUUUUCACAAGGCAGUAUACCUCCUGGUGCGUGAAUGCAAUAUUGUGGUCUGAAGAUUAUAACAAUCAAUGCUAUUUUGUACAGCUUUGCAAAAUGUACAUGUUGUGAUUGCUGAUCUGUGGAGCUUUUCAGCACUGAGAGCAAAAUGUAAACAUUCAUCAUUCAGCCACAUUUGCAAGACAACCUAAAGCCAUACACUUCCCUGAGGUAGACAUACAGUAAGUCAUGAAGUUCACCCUGUACCUGUUCCAUUUAUAUGUCUUUGUUCAACUCUCUCAGAAGAUUUCAGACAAGAGCACAGCAAAAAGGAAUAUGAUGAGUGGAGACAUAACAUGUUGAGUGAAAUUGUGUCGUUAAAGCCAUUGAACUUGUAUUUUGUGCUGCAGGAAAAAAGAAGAAAAUCUUAUAUUAAAGCUUAUAAUACCUUUUGAAAGUGUUACUCUGUAAGCUUUUUAUGACCACAUGUAAAAAUUUCUCUUUUUGUUUUGAGUUAAGAAGUUUGACAUUUUCUGCAUGUUGCUGGAGGUAUAAAAAGAACUGCAACUGUGUUCAACACACUCAGUCUUAAACAUAAAACACUACCUAUGUAUUUCAUGGUCACAUUUUAUUUUGGUAAUCCAAUACUGAAACACAAUGAUGUGAUUAAUAUUUGCAAGUGGACUCAUUCACUAAAUCUUCACUGCAAAAACAAACUUGGUAUGUUGUAUGAAUCCAAUAUUUUCUUUUACAAAGUGUCACAUAAAAAAAUAUAUUAUAUAUUGCUGUCCCCUGAAACACAAAUGAGCUUAUGGAGUAAAAUGUGUUGGCUUUAAAAAAAAUACCUACUCAUAUAUUUUUUAAAAGAUCUUUUUUUUUUUUUUCUGGUAAACCCUAUGUAUUAGUUUUUUGUUGCGUCGUUAAUUUAAUGUAUGUUAAUAUCAUGAUGUGUAUUUUUUGUGAUGUAUUUUCUUGUGUUCUUUACCAAUAACUGCUGUUAUUGUUGUGAGACAAAUUUUUAGGAAACAUUUUAAGACGUAGAUGUGCAAAUCAUCCUGUGUUGUGAAGGACUUGAUGCAAGCAACAAUGAAAUUGGAAUCACAAAAACAUUUAAUAAAAUUGGUUUUGGG
Messenger RNA from Xiphophorus maculatus (southern platyfish), 4703 nucleotides. RefSeq names its product BMP/retinoic acid inducible neural specific 1 (gene brinp1). The record is from RefSeq and is a predicted model, not a curated record. Gene Ontology annotation, biological process: positive regulation of neuron differentiation; negative regulation of mitotic cell cycle. Bases 422 to 2707 code for a protein of 761 amino acids. The transcript has 8 exons. NCBI's taxonomy places the organism in Eukaryota, Metazoa, Chordata, Actinopteri, Cyprinodontiformes, Poeciliidae.